AUGAUUGCACCUAGUUUCGAGAAACCUGGAGCUAUAGAAAGCUCGGGACCCAAGAGAACUAUCACAGAGGUCGAAACAAGCGCUCAAAAUGGCGUCGAAACGAGUAGCAGCGGGCCUGCUGCUGUACCGAAUACCACACCAGAGGAAACGUCACCGGUCAAGAGAGUGUGUCGAUUACCUGAAUACAAUUUCCUAAGAUUCUGCUACCGUCACAAUCCCGACAUCCAGCAGUCACCCACGCAUACUGCAUGUUUCCAACAGGAUCAACAACGGCGCGCUGCGUUGCGCAGCAAGAUAGAAAAAUUGGAGCCCGAGGACCAACAGUUGGCGGACUCAGUGCUGUCCAGUUUUUUGGGCUGCAACGACAAGAUUCGUCGACUGGUGUUGGAGGGCGUUCUGACCAAUUGCUGUUUCCCACAGCUGUCAUUCAUGGCGUCUGAAAUCCGAAAUUUGAUCAAAAUCGACUUUAUCAGUAUUCUUCCCGAGGAAGUGUCACUCAAGAUUCUUGGAUAUCUCGAUUGCCAGAGUCUGUGUAAUGCUACGCAAGUGAGCCGGCGGUGGAAACAGCUGGCCGACGACGACAGAGUGUGGUAUCACAUGUGCCAGCAGCAUAUCGAUCGCAAAUGCCCGCACUGCGGUUGGGGGCUUCCACUACUGCAUAUGAAAAGAGCCAGAUUUAUCGAUACUCGCGACAGUGCGACCAAAAAGGCUCCAACAGGCGGGAAGGACGUCGCUAGUAGCGCGGUUCCCACUAAAAGUGCCAAAAAAACCAGACCCUGGAAAACUAUAUACCAAGAGCGCUACAAAGUGGAAUCUAAUUGGAGGAAAGGAAAUGCCCACAUACAAGUGUUCAAGGGUCACAUGGACGGCGUUCUGGUAUUGCAAUUCAACUAUAGACUGCUUUUCACAGCUUCGUACGAUUCUACAGUGGCGAUUUGGGAUCUGGCCACGGGCAAGCUUGUCAGAAGACUCACAGGCCAUCGAGACGGGGUCAAGACCCUGUAUUUCGACGACCAGAAGCUUAUCACCGGGUCGCUAGAUCGAACCAUUCGGGUCUGGAACUAUGUCACGGGAGCUUGCGUCUCGACGUACCGUGGCCAUUCCGACAGCGUGUUGAGUGUGGACUCGUGCAAGAAGAUUAUCGUAUCGGGAUCGGCUGACAAGACCGUCAAAGUAUGGCACGUCGAGUCGCGAACGUGCUACACCCUACGUGGCCAUUCGGAAUGGGUUGGAUGUGUCAAGCUGCAUCCCAGCAGUUUCACUUGCUUCAGUGGUAGUGACGACACUACGAUUCGAAUGUGGGAUAUUCGGUCAAACACUUGCAUCAAAAUCUUUCGCGGACACGUCGGCCAAGUGCAGAAAGUUCUGCCGUUGACUAUUCUCGAUACAGACCAAUUAGUGGUUGAUCCAUCGUCCGAUGCAAAAAGUACGCCUGCAGCGGACGAAGAAACUUCGGAAACCGGUGUCACUGGCGUGAUGGACAAAUCACUGACAUAUCCAACGCAUCUACUGUCGUGCUCAUUGGACAAUACUAUCAAAUUAUGGGAGGUGCGCACGGGCAAAUGUGUGCGCACGCAUUUCGGCCAUUUGGAGGGCAUCUGGGACAUCGCCGCAGACAAUUUCCGCAUUGUCAGCGGGGCACACGACAAGACCGUAAAGGUGUGGGACUUGCAAAGCGGCAAGUGCAUCCAUACCUUCGAUAGCCAUAAGGCACCUAUAACAUGUGUGGGCAUCGGCGAUUCAGAGUUCGUGAGUGGUGAUGAACUUGGAUGUGUGAAGUUACACCGCUUUGAUUAA
Molecule: messenger RNA, 1797 nt
Organism: Lachancea meyersii CBS 8951
Lineage: Eukaryota; Fungi; Ascomycota; Saccharomycetes; Saccharomycetales; Saccharomycetaceae
Source: the annotation of a GenBank genome assembly